Molecule: messenger RNA, 1440 nt
Organism: Mesorhabditis belari
Lineage: Eukaryota; Metazoa; Nematoda; Chromadorea; Rhabditida; Rhabditidae
Source: the annotation of a GenBank genome assembly
AUGAAAGCAUUAUUUAUUUUAUUCUUCUUUUUCAUUCAAAUCUCGACUCAACCCAAAAAUCCAUCGGUAAUCGUCCGUUUGAAUCGACAAGGAUGGGAUUUUCUUAAAGAUACCGUCUUGGAUUUGAUGAAACGUCUCAUUCCAACGCUAAAAAUCCCAGCCGGUCAAACAUGGGAAAUGGGACAUGUGAAGGUGACUGUUAAAGGAGGGAUCAUUGAUGGAAUCAACACGCCAAUCCUCAACUACACCCUCGACAAUCACCAAAUGACGAUCACGAUGAAUAGAUUGUACUUGACGGCGAAAGUUUGGUUCAAAGCAAAGGCACACUAUAUUUUCCCAAUCACGACAUCUGGUUGGAUCGGUUUGCGAAUAAACAACGUGAAUGCAAUUGGAUCGGUAAAUGUGUCGUUGAUCGAUGAACGGCCACAUCUUGUGCUUAAUAAUUGUGCGAACAGUGUGCAAUCUGUUUUAGUUACACCUCAUUGCCGAAAUGCUUGGGCUUAUCGACCAUUUUUGGGGAUAGCUGAGGACGCGGCAAAGAAAAUGCUCAAGAAAAGUAUUUGUACAUAUCUGCGAAUGGGAAUCAAUCAAAUCAAUACUCAACUUUCCACAAUUCCACUACAGUUUUCCCUCGGUUCAAACUUCACCCUUGACUACAGCUUUGAAACGAUAAAAUUUGAUCCAAACUACUCAGAGACGGCAAUCAGUGGAACAGUUUUGUAUGGAAACGAGCGUUGUUUGAUCGAACCGAGUGAAAUGGAUAAAGGCCCUUUACCCCAAACAAUGGGUCAAGUGUGGGUGUCUGAGCAGAUUGUCAACUGUAUCUUCCGAAGUGCUCAUCAAGGUGCAAUCAUUCAGUACACAAUCACAAAAGAUGUUCAAGGAGCGGCUCCAUAUUUGAGGACACAUUGUCCAUUUAAAGCGUCAAAUGCCGUGUGCAUGGGUACAUUUUGGCCUCAAUUAGAUGAGAAAUAUCCAAAAGAGUACAUUGAUGUACAUAUGCAUUCAUUCGAGGAACCAAAUUUGAAAUUGUCAAUGGGGAAUGCUCGAUUUCGUGGCUCUGUACUCUUGGACUUUUAUCUGAAUCCGAUGGCGACGACGAAGGAUUCCCUCGUUACAAUGAAAAUCACUUCUGAGUCCUCGGUGGUAAUCAAAGUUGAUGGAACUCGUCUGAAUGGUUAUUUAAAAGAUACGACAGCUGAAAUCGAACAGAUUCAUUCGACUAUUGGAGAUAUUGAGCCCGGAUCAAUCACCUCAUUUCGGAAUCUCUUCGUUUCAGUGGAGGAGAUUCUUUUGAAUGGUUUACUACGACAAGGAAUUCCGAUUCCAAUCUUUAAAGAAGCCGCAAUGGCACUAGCUGGUAACUCGACCAUCAAUUUACUCAAUGAUUUCGUUCGAAUCGAUGCCAAUUUCAUUCAUCAGCCAAUCAAAAAGACAGAU